AUGAUUCCUCCACGGUCGGUGUCUAAUGUGAGCGAGAGCGACUUGGAGAGGGGAAGAGGUACGCCUCUUGUGUGUGUCCGUGUCCGUGUGAUUGGAGGCGCAUGAUCCCGUUUGUGUGUGGUUGUUGUCGACACGCGCGCAGGCGGUGCGCCUGAUGACCCCCUGUCCCGCUCGACGAGCAGCGAGAAUGUCAUGCUGGAUCCCUCACACUGGCACACUUACAGGUGGGACACACACACACGCACACGCACUUCUUGAAGGGGCACAUCUAUCGCUGCAUCCAUCGCAUUUGUGUGUCCGUCCGUGUGGAUGGGUGUGUGUUGCAUCCAGUGACUCUAAUCUGCUCAAGCCGUCCAUCCACCACUCCCACAGCCAUGUGGAGCACCACAGAAAGAGAUCAGACUCCGAGAAAAGGUACACACACAGAUAAUUACACCCACACGGCACACACAGAUGGACACGUGUGUGGUGUGUAUGUGUGUGUGUGUGUGUAGGGUUCCGCGAUACUUUUCUGUCCAGCAUUUGGGCGCCCUCAUCCCGGAGAAAUACUCACCCUUUCACUGCGCAAAAGGUAAUCACUGAACCCAUCAAUCAUACGGAGGAGCUCUCUGUGUGACCAUACCUGUCACACACAUCCAUCCAUGCAUAUGUGUGUGUGUGCGAAGGUAUCGUCCAGGGCUGGGGAGUGGGGAAGGGGUGGCAGUACUGGAAGACCGAGAUACUCAGCGGCCUCAUCGUCUGCUUCGCACAGGUAGGUACACACACCAUCCCAAUCCCACACACACGCACUCGCAGUCACAUGUGUCCUCUCUCUCUCUGUGUGUGUGUGUCUGCAGGUGCCCGAGACAAUGGCCUUUUCCCUCAUGGCCAAUCUCGACCCCUCGGUAGCCACACACGCUGACAGACACACACACACACACGAAGCACGUUGAGUUGAUGGUGUGUGUGUGUGUAUGUGUGUGUCAAUAUAGGUGGGUCUGCACGCGACAUGGAUAGUGGGCCUCUUCGCCACGGCUCUCGGCAACAGAACCGGUGUGUGGGUGGGGGUGUGGGUGUGGGUACACACACACAUGCACGGAUGGGUCCACUGGUGAGUGUGUGCGUGUGCAGGUCUGAUUAGCGGCGUUACUGGGGCGGUUGCAGCUGGUAGGCAUACCACGCACACACACGCAGCCAAAGAGGGACAGGGAGAGAGGGACAGUGACACGUGCACAUUUUGUGUGUGUGUGUGUGGUGCUGGAUGGGUGCUCUGCAACAGUGGUGUCUACGUACAUCGAGAAGAAGUGUGAGGGCCACGGACACGAUGCCCACUGUGAAUAUAUAGGUCAGUGGGUCUGUGGGGGGGUGCGGCCGACCACACACACAUACACACACACACACAGAGAGAGAGAGAGAGAGAGAGAUAGAGGAAAAUGCGUGUGUGUUCCUGUUUGCAGGAGCAGAGGCCCUCUUUCUGUCGGUGCUCGUGGCCUCCGUCCUCAUGUACGCGCCAUGCCAUGCACACACAGCACGAAUGCAAUGCGUGGAUGGAUGGAUGGAUGUAUCCCCAAUCAAAACACGCAUACACACCUCCCACACACACAGGUUUCUGUUCGCCCUGCUGCGGCUGGCGUCACUGAUACAGCUGGUCCCCACUCCUGUCAUGAUCGGUACGCACACACACACACACACACAGAGAGAGAGAGAGAGAGACACACACGCACCUUCACCCGCUUAUGAUCUGUCUGUGUGCAGGGUUCGUCAACGGCCUGGCCAUCGUUAUCGGUACGUUCUUAUCUUACCGACAGCAUGCACACCACACGUACUGACAGUAGGUAUACGUACGUAUAUCGUGUGUAGGAUUGGCGCAGCUGCACCCCUUCCAGAUGGGCCCUGGGCACACGUGGGUCACCGGCAAGACGGUGGGUGCCGUGCCAUGCACAUACACAGAUUCAUCCAUAUGCAUCCAUGUGUGCGAGUGUGUGUGUUUGUGUGCGCACAGGCGGUGUUUAUGGCGAUUCUGUGUCUGCUUGCCAUGAUCACCGUACACACGCACACACAGCGGGAGAGAGAGAGAGUUUGUGUGCACCCACCUGUCCGUAUGUGUGUGUGUGUGUGUGCAGAUGGAGUUCUUCACAAGGGUGCCCGUCGUCGGGAAGCUCAUUCCCUCCUCACUUGUCGCUGUGGUGCGUCCACACACACACACACACACACAGGCGAAUGUGUGUUGCGUAUGAUGCAUGCAGGCUUCCUCCGUUGCCUUUGAAUUCCUCAUCGUUAGACUUGGUACACACACCCACACGCACGAUACACAGACGGACAGACAGACACACAGACACACAGACAGACAGACACAUCUGUGUUUCCGUGUGUGGCUGCAUCGCAUCGCAAUGCAUCGCAGCGUUCGGGAGCGAGACACUGACCGUUGACGACGUGGCGCCACUCACCAGAGACAAAGUACACACACACACAGAGAGAGAGAGAGAGACAUGAACGUAUGUGUGUGUGUGUGUGUGUGUUUGUCCACACACACACACACAGGCCUUCCCUUUGCCCUUCUGGAUUGACUCACGAUACGACAUGGCCACCGGUAGGUACCUGCCUACGGACGUCUGUCUGUCCAUGUGUGUGUGUGUGUGUGUGUGUGUGUGCAGCCACGACAAAGGCGAAAGAGUUAUUGGGGUCGGCGGAGGGGCGGACGACCGUCAUUACACAAGGUGGGUCGAGGGCAUGCACACGCUUACACAGAGUGGGAGAAGGAAAGAAAGAGAGAGUGCGGGCCUGUGUGUGUGUUCAGGUGUGACUCUGUUUAUCGUGGCCACGAUGGAGAACCUCAUGACCACUGAAGUGGUCGCUGGUACGCAUCUGUGUGUAUGUGAGCGCUAUAGUGCCUCUACCCUCCCUCCCUGUGUGUGCGACCAACCUGACUGACAGACCUGCAGAAGACCCCAUACGACGGCGACCAACAGAUGUUCGGGUAGGUACCUAUGACCCACACACACACACACACACACACACGUGAGCCACGUGCUUGUGUGGGCGUGUGUGUGUAUGUGUGUGUGCGUGUGCAGCACUGCGGUGGGCAACUUCUUCGCCGGACUGCUCGGCACAAUGGGUACGCCACACACACUCAGACACACACACACACAUCCAUACCCACACACGUGUACGUGUGUGUGUGUGUGUUGAUAUAGGCGGUGACGCGAUGAUCGGGCUGUCGGUGAUGAACUGCCGCAACGGGUCGACGGGCAAGGAAGCCGGUUUGGUCACGUCCAUCUGUGUGUUCCUGAUCCUCACGGGCGGCUACGAGAUCCUCAAGUGAGAUUACUCCCACACAAACACACCGGCACACACACAUGGGGAUGUGUGUGUGUGUGUGUGUGAUACGAAUGUCCGGACAGUUACAUCCCCAUGGCGGCACUGUCGGGCAUCAUGUUUGUGGUCGUCUUCCACACCUUCAGAUGGUGGGUGCCUUGGGGCACACACACACACACACACACACAGACCUUCCCCCAACACACACACACACAUGACAUCGACGCGUGUUUGUGUAUAUCUGUGAAUCACACACACACACACAUGCACACACAGGUACUCCAUUCCCAUGGUGAUCGGCACCUUCCUCCCGCCCUUUCUCAGACGGGGCAUCUUCGACCAGGUGUCUGUGCGACACACACACACACACAGAGCCCUCUCUCUCUCUCUCUCUCUCAUACCCUCUGUGUGUGUGAUUGGGUGGGUUUGGUGUGUGCAGAGGAUUCGUCGAUGGGACGCGUUAGUCAUUCUCGCUGUCACGCUGGUCACGGUGUUCACCAAUAUCAUGAUCUCAAUCGGACUCGGUACCAACACACAGCACAGAGACGCAAGUUAUGCGUUCGUUUAUCUCUCUCUCUCUCUCUCUGUGUGUGUGUGUGUGUGUGUGUAGGCAUCUUCAUCAGCGCGUUGGUGUUUGCGUGGGACUCACAGCGGCGGAUGUCCGUCGACUGCUCGACCAUUGAGGGCACCAAAGUAAACACACACUCUGUGUAUACGCCCUCGCACACACACAUACAUUCGUCUCAUUCCCUCUCUCUCUCGCUCCGUGUGUGUGUGUGUGUCCGCGUCAGUAUUAUGAGGUCUCAGGCCCCGUCUUUUUUGGAUCGAAAGUGGGCAGACCCCCACACACAGACAGAGAGACCCAUGACGUGCGCACAUUUAUCACGUGUGUGUCCGUGUCGACACUCCGUAGGUCAAGUUUGAAAGCAUGUUCGACUAUGACAACGACCCCGAUGUGCGUGAGAGCCCUUUCUCCCCCCUCCCCCCUCCCCGCCAACACACACACAUACACGUGUGACAUGCAGGCCUAUCUCUCUGUGUAUGUGUGUGUAUGUGUGCGUGGUGUGCAGCACAUAGUGAUCGUGCUGCGUCGGUCGGGGCUCGCAGACUACUCAGCGCUGGAAAGGUGCGCACACACACAGACGUGUAGAUCUGUUUGUGUGCAUCCAUCCGUAUCUCUCUGUCUCUGUCUCUCUUUCUGUCAGCAUCAACGCCGUCAAGCGCGAGUACCAGAAACGGAAGAAGACUGUGCGCGUCAAGGUGCGUGCCGAAACCGCACACCCAUACUGAUGUGCAUCCAUGUCCGUGCGUGUCUGCGUGAAUGUGGUGCGACCAGGGGCUGUCGUCGGAGUGUGUGCGGAUGCUCUCCCGUGCCGGGCGGAUCCUCAAGCACGUCGACCUCGAUAUGGUCGAAAUGGUGCGCGAGCAGACUCAUAUUGACACCACCACUCUGCAGAUGCACCAUCUGCUUGUGUGUGUGUGUGUGUGUUAGGAUGUGCCUGAGAUCCGUCCGUUUGCAUCGCUGGCUUACGGCCUGCCCGGCAUAGAGGUGUCGCGGCGUCUAACACAGGCACCACUGACCAACCUGCUCCCGCCACCGCACUACGAACGUACACACACGCAGCCGAGAGGGAGACAUAGAGAUACCACAUGUUGCCCGUGUGUGUGUCUGUGUAUGUGCAGGGGAUGAGGAGGGUCUGCCAGUGUUCCGCAGACACAUCGUGCCCCCAAGCAACAUCGGAUCGACGACACAAGAAAAACCAGGUGCUUUGAUGCAUCCACAUACACAGGUUCAUGUAUGUGUGUGUGUGUGUAUCCCUGUGUGUGUGUGGGUGUGUUGUGUGUGUGUGCAGCUGAGGGUGGCGGUGGCGGUGAGCUGCGGUUCCCCACACCCAUGACCCCCAGGAGACUCAGCGACAUACAAGUGUAGGUCCAUUCAUCCUCCAUUUAUCCACCCACCCACCCAGUGUGUGUACGUGUGUGCAGGCCGCCUGUGCCGGUGACAGAGCCGGUGCUGAUGUCGCCUUUCCACUCGCCCAUGAUGGUCAGCCAGCCGGACAUUCUGUCAAUCAUUCGCCCACAUGUAUGUGUGUGCAUUGGUGCAGGUUCAGCGUCAACCAUCCUUCCCACCUCCACCGGCACUCACGUAACCACUCACACGCACUCGUGUGCACCCAUUUAUAUGUCGGUGUGUGUGUGGUGCGUGCCCACGUGCAGGAUAUCGACACGUGGCGAGAGCGACGAGCUGCAGGACGGCAGCAAGGAGAGCAGAGACAAGAAGGACUCGACCCGCACCCAUGACGACAAGAGAUGAUGAGAGGAUUGAAGGCGAGACACCCACCACACACAUGAACACAUGUACAGUACACACCAUCCCCCUCCCCCCUUUUGCCCCCCCUCCCCCCUGCGCACACACACAGUUUUCCACGAUUCCACACAUACACACACACACACACACGAGCAGGUGUCUGCUAGUUGCUGUCUAGCUGCUGUGCAUUUUUCUCCAUCACAUGACUGAGUGACUGGGUGACAGACAGACAGACUGACUGACUGAGUGGCCGAUUCUGUGAUUGUGGUUGUGAUUGAUGAAUGAGAUUUUCAUAUUAUCAGCACGGGAUUGCAUCCAAUGGAUAGCCGACCGGUCUAUUUGUUGACAAAGGGGGGGGGGGGCAGAGAGCCUCAGGGAGGGGGGUACUCGUUUAUGUAAGCACACACACACUCAUUCGUUCGUUCAUUCAUUCAUUCAGGGCCAGGGAUAUGAUGCAUUAAGUGUACAGACAUGCGGACAGGCAGACAGGAGACUCUCUCUCACUGCGCUGGGUGGGUGGUAUUUGUUGUGGCCACGGGGUGGGGUCACUGGGGUGGGUUGUGUUGCAUGGAACUGCUGCUCGCUUGCUGCUGCUAUUGCUGCGGAUGAAGAGACGAGCCGGACAGAAAGAGACAGACAGAGAAGAGACCUGACCUCGCAACCGACUGCUGUCACGUGACGCAUUCCAUCGGCGCACACUCAUCAAGCAAUCAACACUUCGCGCAUAGGUACACAUGUGUAUGCC
This is a messenger RNA of Vitrella brassicaformis, 6347 nucleotides long. The record is from the annotation of a GenBank genome assembly. Lineage: Eukaryota; Vitrellaceae.